GCCUUUUAAAACUGUACAAUCAUUAACUGGGUAGAAAGAGGAGAUUUUAAACUAAACCAGUUCAAACAUCUUCUGGUUUGAGUCAUAUGACUCUCAUUUCCUGGUACAGUCUGCGCCUCAGCUGCAUCCCAAACACCGCUGACUGAGCGUCACUCUCCGGUUAUUUUUUCCAUCUCCUCUCCUGUGGCUGACACUCCAAAACUACUCUGCGAUGAUGUAUCGAUUUGCUACAUUCGUUUUGUUUCUCACCCUUGGAAUUGCGGUCCAGCUGUCACACGGCACUGAGGUCAAUGUCAGAGACAAAGACAACAAUUUAUGCCUCUAUGCUAAUUUAAUGGUCAACUUCAAAGUCUCCUAUGAAGUCGCCAUCAAUAAGAGUUCAACAGCUGAGUUUGAACUCCCUGCCAGUGUCACAUCAGGUGAAAGUACAUGUGGUGAGACAAGCUCAACGUUAAACCUUCAUUUUGGAGAUGGACACUCAUGGAGUGUAAACUUCACCACAGACGGAAAAAUGUACUGGGUAGACACCAUCACCUUUUCCUACAACCUCAGUGACGCAAUCAUUUUUCCUAACUCUACAUCAACCGAUACCACAACAAUCUAUGCAAAGUCUCAAAUCAAAGAUGUAAGAGUGGACACCUGCUACUCAUGCAAGAGUAAAGAAACAAUCGAGACUGCACCGGUCAGUCAGAUGCUGCAGAACGUGCUCAUACAGGCUUUUGUCGGUAACAACAGCAAAAGUGAAGAGAUGACUUCCUGUGCAGCUGAUGUACCAACAACUCCUGUUGCUCCCACCACUCAUACCCCCACAACUACCACCACUCAGGCCCCCACAACUGCCCCCAAAACUACCACCACUCAUACCCCCACAACUACCACCACUCAUACCCCCACAACUACCACUGAUGCCCCGGUCACCAACGCUACUACCACUGAUGCCCCGGUCACAAACGCUACUACCACUGAUGCUCCCGUCACAAACUCUACUACCACUGAUGCUCCCGUCACAAACUCAACUACCGCUGCUCCUCCGACCCCCACCCCGACCCCCACCCUCCCUGCACCCACCACUGGGAAGUACAAGAUCCAGCCGGAUGUCAACCACACUGCCUGCCUGCUGGCCGACUUUGGCCUGCGGUUUAAAGUUAAAGAAGAAGAGAUGAACUUUGAGCCUAAUGGGACCGCAGUCACUGGGAAAUGUGAGGUGAACAGCAGUGAGCUGGUGUUGACGUCCAAGACAGCAACCAUCAAGUUGACUUUCACCAAUGACACCAAGAAAUUCCACCUUCAUGCUCUGAACGUCACAGGAAAGACAAGCUCUGGUGUGGCGUUUUCUGCCGCCAACACAAACCUGAGUCUGUGGGAGGCGGCCGUCGGCAGCUCCUACAUGUGUAACAAGGAGCAGAACUACACCAUCAGUGCUGAUCUCAGCAUCUACACCUUCGAACUCAGAGUGCAGCCCUUUGCAGUCAAGAAGGGUGUCUUCAGCACAGCUCAUGAAUGUUCAAUGGAUGACACCAGCAUCCUAAUCCCAAUCAUUGUUGGCGCUGCUCUGGCCGGCUUGAUUCUCAUUGUUGUGAUCGCUUACGUGAUUGGUCGAAGAAAGACCUAUGUUGGAUAUCAGACCCUAUAAAUCCAGUUUGCAAUCAAUAUUUUACGGGGUUCCCAAGACUGGUCCUUGGGUUUCAUGUGCAAUUGUGCAAUUGGCAAAUAAUUAAAAAAGUAAAUCCAAAACUAAAGUCUCUGCUUGAAUAAAAGAUGAGAUGCAGUAUAGAAGUUAUCGGUCGUUAUGAGACUUGAAAUGCACAUGGAUACAAUUUUCAACUGCAGUUUCGUCAUCGGUCUUUAAUUAUACUAGAAUCAGGAAUGAGAUCCAUGUUAAGAUGGAGGGUUUGGUGUUUUUCUCAAGGACCAAACUUGUCUACCCCAAAUGUUCUUUUUUGUUUUCAAGAUGUCUUGUCCUUCCUCUUUUGUUGUGUUGUGUUGAGCAAGUGCAAAAUCCACACAACCUUUAGCUUCAUUUCAUAGUCACAUGCAGCACAAUAUAGAGCUCCUAUACUGGUGCAGUGUUAUGUUUAGAAUAGUCCCUGUACAUGAUUUUUCACGCAUUCUUAACCCCAGAUGUGUGUCCAAAUUUCAGACGAGUUGCUAUAGGAUCCUGCACUUGCUCUACAGACAUUCCCUUUUUGUUUUCAUUUGUCAUUAUUUAAUCUUUGUGCACAUUUUUAGUUUUUUCUUCCAUUAUUGUUUGACUUUUCAUCCCCAUGUUUAUUUACAUUAAGACAUAAAAGAACAUUCAUUUCCCACAUUUUACUCUCAAGUCAAAGAAAGAUAUUUGACCAGCUUUUCUUUCUCUGUUCCCAAAAAUUCCAAAAAGGGGUGAAAGUGUGGUCUAUUUUAAACGUAGUCGGACAUUUAGCCCAUGUUUCCCCUGUAGAGCAGGAGGCAGAUUGGAAUUAUUAUCCCGAUAAUGUGCCUACAUCGUAAUAAGAUAGUAAAAUGAAAGGAUUUGUUGAUUAAAAUCUUAAUAGACAUUUUUAACAAAGGGUGUCUUGGUAUCCCAGGUGGCUCUACUGACACUAACGAUGGCUCCUUAGAGCACAUAGACAGGUCGUUGUUAGUGGUAUUAAUCACACCUGUGUUUUUCCUGCUGAAUGCAAAAUGUUUUCAGAGGUCUCUUAAAUUUGCACACGCUCUCAUCAGAGGAUAGAAAGGUCACCUGUUUUAUUUUCUUACAGAAUACAUUUUGGCAUUAGGUUUAGAAAAGGGACAGUUUGUUGUGUAGAUAAUCACUUUAAUGAUAUCUACAUAUAAAUGCACUAAGGCGCUCUUUACUUUUUUUGCAUUAUAUUGAGACAUCUGUGUUUAGAUUUGAGGGCUACCGCUGGAUCAGGGGAUGUUAAAGCCCCCAAAUAUGGAUCUAAAUCUUUAGCAUUUUAGCAACGUUGAAUAUGCAUGACUGAGCAUAAACUGUUAAAACAAAUUGUCCUAGAGUUUAAUUCAUGAAGAGAUAUUUGCUUUCUUGCAGAGAGGUCACAAUAGUUAUAGCGUCUGUAUUCAAUAUCAGAAUCAGAAUCCCUUUAUUGGUCCCACAGAGGGGAAAAUUAAAUUUGCUACAGCAGCAACAUAGCCAAAGACAGCGUUACAAAAGAAAAUAUGCAUUUAAAAAAUAUAUUAAGAAGUCUUUUUUUUUAAUGUUGCAUGUAUGAGGGGUCUACCAGGGGCCAUGCAUGGUUGUAAAUAUGAAGCUACAUCCAGGAUACAGUUAGCUUAGCACAAAGAUUGGAGACAGAACAACAGCUAGCCUGGUUCGAUCCAUAACAAGCUACUAGAAGGGCACUUAUUCAGUCAAAAUGAAUUUGUGCUUCCCCAAUGCUUGGCCAAUGCUAUAUGUUACCACCGAGUCACAGGCCAGUAGUUUUUUCCGGGAAAGAUAAUUGAACAGAGCUGAAAAACAAAACUUUGGUGGAGGUAUACCUGCCUCCCAAAACAUCUUAAGCUCACUUUAUGUAUAACAAAUGUUUCGUAAGAGUGGCAUUGAUCCUCUCAUCUAACUCUCGGCACGAAAGCAAAAAGGGCAUUUCCCAGGAUGUCAAACUCUUCCUUAAAAUGCUCCUCUUAUCCAAUCGAUCCGCUCUAGGUGUGGUUUGGUCCGAGGAAAAACCACCCUUCAUUUCUCAUUCAAAACAAUGAUUAAAGAACCACUGAAGUAUUUGAUAUAAUCUCAUGUAAAAUAGACAAGUUGUUGGCAUACAGUUGUGUUUUCAUGUAGGCCCUCGUAGAAAGAAGCUGAAAGCAGGUUUUCAGGCGCUUUUUAGGUGAGGGAAUGAGUGCAGGUUGCAGUGAUGCAGAAUCAGGGACAGAGGCAAGCCCAGUAAUGUGUGUUUCUGUAAUAGAAAGCCAAGGUCAUGGUUUUAGCUGUGUGAUGUUGCUUCAUUAUCUAGUGUUGGAUACGGUUCGCUUUGUCCCAGGAGCGGCGCAGACGGUAAACUUCAAUGAAUACGAGUUUCUUUUUUAAGUAGCUUCCCCAAGUGAUUGUACAUGUCUCCAGGAAUUGCUCCAAAUCAGAUAUGAGCUUCGAUUUUCUCUUGUGAUUGUCUGUGUUGUAUUUCAGCUUUGUAUAAACUCAGUUGCCUUAAUUACAAAGGUGGUUUUGCAGCACUGGUAUCAAUGUCUGUCAGACUGUUUCUCCACGUUAGUCUCUCUUUUUCUUAAUAGCAGGUUAAUUAUCAUGACAGCUGUGUUUUGCUCAGUGAUAGCUCUCUGUUUUGUUUGUUCAGUUACUCCAACUAUAUAUUCAUUUUUGACUUCACUAAUAGAGAACAUUGCACACAUGUUCAGUAAAAGGGAAUUUGUGCUGCAAGACCAUCUUGUUUAAGAUCAAUUCAUGUGUGUUGUGGAUACAUUUCAUCUCCAUUCGCUCACGCUGUUAUAGAAUUCAUUGUAUUUCAAAUUGUGUGUUGGAUUGAAGUGGAGCUUUUUAGUCUUUUAAGAUUUAAGGAAAUAAAAACUGUUGCUGCCCUGGA
Messenger RNA from Eleginops maclovinus (Patagonian blennie), 4526 nucleotides. RefSeq names its product lysosomal-associated membrane protein 2 (gene lamp2). NCBI's taxonomy places the organism in Eukaryota, Metazoa, Chordata, Actinopteri, Perciformes, Eleginopidae. Bases 212 to 1633 code for a protein of 473 amino acids. Gene Ontology annotation, cellular component: late endosome membrane; lysosomal membrane; plasma membrane. The record is from RefSeq and is a predicted model, not a curated record. The transcript has 9 exons. Gene Ontology annotation, biological process: establishment of protein localization to organelle.